Drosophila subobscura is the source of this 2216-nucleotide messenger RNA. RefSeq names its product cholinephosphotransferase 1 (gene bbc). Gene Ontology annotation, biological process: phosphatidylethanolamine biosynthetic process. The record is from RefSeq and is a predicted model, not a curated record. The coding region runs from base 374 to 1627 and encodes 417 amino acids. Lineage: Eukaryota; Metazoa; Arthropoda; Insecta; Diptera; Drosophilidae. Gene Ontology annotation, molecular function: diacylglycerol cholinephosphotransferase activity; ethanolaminephosphotransferase activity. Gene Ontology annotation, cellular component: endoplasmic reticulum membrane; Golgi apparatus. The transcript has 6 exons.
GGGGCAGCGGUGGUUCGGAAUUUUUGUUAAAUUUUGCUAAAUUAAAUGUGCGCACACGUAUAUACAUUGACGCAUAGAACACGUAUAUCUACCACCCACAAAGCGCGUCUCGGUGCGUUCAAGGGCUACGUAGUUGCCUUUCCUAGUGUAACACACGGGAAAAAAUAGGCGCUGAAAAUAAAAUCGCUAGGCACACACAUCGAAAUUUCAAGUCAUACCAUCUACACGUAUACAAAUGCGCGAAAAGUGAAAAGCGCGUGCGGAAAGUUUCACGAAAUCUCCUGAAGUGUUAUCAUCCCACCCUUACGCUCACACAGCACACAAAGCCCCACACCACCACCCCACCACCCGCCGCACUCAAUAUAAAGUAAAAAUGCCGCUACUUGCCUACAAGGAAAGUCACAUUCUCAGCGCCCAGCAGCUGCGAAAGCUCAGCGAACACAAAUACUCAUGCUUCAGCGCCAGCUUAUUGGAUCCUUUGCUGCAGCCCUGGUGGAACUGGCUGGUGUCCCAAACGCCACUUUGGCUGGCGCCUAAUCUGAUUACGAUUGUCGGUCUCAUCCUGAACAUUGUGACGACAUUGAUAUUAAUUUGCUACAGUCCAAAUGGCGUUGAAGCCCCGCCUCGUUGGACCUGUGCGCUAUGCGCCCUUGGACUGUUCGUCUACCAGAGCCUGGACUCGAUUGAUGGCAAACAGGCGCGUCGCACGAACACAUCAUCGCCGCUGGGGGAGCUGUUUGAUCAUGGCUGUGACUCCAUAUCGACUGUGUUCGUAGCCCUCUCGGCCUGCAUCUCCUGCCAACUGGGACACUAUCCCAAUUGGCUUUUCUUUCAGUGCUUCUGUGCGAUUGCAUUGUUCUACUGCGCCCACUGGCAGACUUAUGUGUCUGGAACGAUGCGCUUCGGACGCAUCGACGUGACGGAGGCACAGUUCUCGAUUAUAGCCAUACAUCUGGUGUCGGCGGUACUGGGUCCUGAGUUCUGGCUCACCAAGAUACCAAUCGUGGGCGUUUCAUGGAAUUACACAAUAUUAGUAUUUAUCACAUUCGGUUAUACCUUGAAUAUAAUCAAUUUCUUAAAAAUGUUUACUCAAGGCGGCAGUGGCAAAAACGGCUCUUCAGUUGCUGGCACCAGUGUGCUGUCCCCCAGCAUACCCCUUACGCUGGUGGUGCUGCCAGCUCUGAUUAUUGCCCAGAAGUCGCCGGAGAACUUAUUCACCGAGCACGCAUCGGUGUACAUAAUGGCCUUUGGCAUGGUGGCAGCUAAAAUAACCAACAAACUGGUGAUCGCACACAUGACCAAGGCGGAGAUGGAGUAUCUGGACUGGUCGUUGCUCGGUCCGGCGCUGCUGUUCCUCAAUCAAUACUUCAACUGCAUUGUGCCGGAGAUCUGGCUGCUCUGGUUCACGCUCAUCUGGGGAACUCAGGAUCUGCUGCGCUACUGUUCGCAGGUGUGCCUGGAGAUCUGCCAGCAUCUGCGGAUUAAUCUCUUCAGGAUACCCUACAACCCCAAGGGAGGGGCACCGCAUCCGGCCACCGCUUCGGUCAGCAGUCAAAGCAGCUUUGGCAGCAGCGUCGACAAAAAUGGCGGCACUUCGCAUCGAAAGUCCAAGAGCAAACCUCAUUAAGCGCCCCAAAUACUGGUCGAAGAAGGGCCUGCAACCGAAGCCGAAGCCGAACCCGAAACGGACAAGGUUUCCUAUUAAAUUAAUUAGUUUCCUUUUAUAAUUUAACGUCGUUAGAGUUGGCUGAUAGCGGAUCGGAAAGAAAGGAAGAGGCAAGGAUAGAGAGAGAGUAAUACAAACCGUUAACGCAGCCCAACAAAAUUUACCGUCAGUGUUUAAAGAGAAAGAAACCAAACAGUAAGGAACGAUGUAGCAAAAAGGCAAAGCAAAAUGUUGCUCUUAAGUUUUAAGAAAUCGUUUACAACCCAUUGUUGUAGCAAAUGAGAGUAGGAGAAGGAGGUAUCAAUUAUAUAUGGCUAUGGCUAAAUACAUAUAUAUUUUGUAUAAUUGUGUAAGUUGUAAUACAUCUAUAUACAUAGAUUCUUGAUGGCAGUAUUUUUACUGUUGUGCAAAAGACGAAUGCCAAAAAGAAAAGUAGUAAGAACAAAGUAGGAGAACUAGAACCAACCCAAACCCCAAUCCAACACACAUAUUUGGCAAGGCAAAAGCUCAAUUUACGUUUAAGUCCCCAAUAAAUUAAUUGGCAAAGGCA